AUGGCGGAGUUUCAGCCUAUGGCCGAGCAGCCCUUGGGGCACUACGGGACUCACAACGCUUCAACGGCUCGCGAUGGAAGCUUUGAGAUCUCAUCGCCCUCAGACUUCUUUCUUACCAAUCCCAGAGUCAUCAUCGGCCUCUUCCUCUUCUUCGCCUUCAUGCAAUACCGCAUCUUCACACAGGGAAAGAGCAAACUACCGCCUGGAGUAAGACCGCUUCCAAGACUGCCAGGUGAGACACACAACUAGGGCAUAUCCGAAGAUGUGGAGCUCACAAGCGUGCAGGUCUUCCAUACGCAGGCCGAUUCUGGGACGUUCCUGGACCCGGUAUUGAAUCAGCAUGGCACUUCGGAAACUUGCACAAGAAGAUGGGUCCGAUCUACGAGUGGAAGGUUUGUCAAGACGUGAGAUAUGUGGCCUCGAUAGACUUCUGUCUGACUGUUGCGGCCAGGUGAUGGGCGUCAUCCACAUCUGGAUCGAGACCGACAAGAUCGCGAAGGACCUCUUCGUCACUCGCCAACGGAACUACUGUGACCGAAACGAGCUGCCGGCUGCCAUCGGUGUACGAGAAGGUGCAGAGAUUCUGCCGCUCAUGGGUUACGGCGAGCAGUUCCGACGGUACAAGAACUUCAUGCACCUGAUCAUGAGGAACGCCGCUCCAAAAAUCUUCUACGGCUGGCCGGUGGAGGAGAACAAGCGGACACUGCGACGACUGCUAGAGACGCCCGACCGCUGGUCCGAACAUAUGAUUGUGCACUGCGCACGAACGAUUGCCAGCAUCGCAUGGGCCGAUCCGGAGCAUGGGAGCAAAUUGCUCACCAUCAUUCCCACGAUUCUCAAAGCCGUCUCUCCCGCUGGACCGAUCAUCAACAAGCUGACUUUCUUGGCGAAUCUACCAGAGGCGAUCUCUCCCUACAAGAAGGCCGAAGCCAUCCGCAGACAAGAGAUGACCGACGCAUACAUGGAAGCAUUGGAAGAUGUCAAGAAAAGGGUGCAAGCAGGCGAGGCAGGGACCGACUGUUGGGGUAAGCUGUGGGUUGGAGCCGAGAAGGGAACAGAACAUCUCGACUUCUACGAGGCAGCGCAUGCUAUCGGGUCCAGCUCUUUCGUCGCCAUUGCCACUGUCGGAGGACCUCUGCAUGCUUUCUUCACCGCUAUGUGCCAUUACCCGUCGUGGCAAACGAAGGUCCAAGCCGAAAUCGAUAGUGUCUGCCCCGAUCAACCUCCGACUAUGGCCGACAUGCCAAAGCUGCCAUACCUUCGAGCAACGAUCAAGGAAAUCAUUCGAUGGCGACAAGCAACACCCCUCGGAGUCCCCCAUGUCGCUCUCGAAGACGAUGUAUACGAAGGCUACCUCAUUCCCAAGGGAGCAAUUCUUCACGCAAACCAUUAGUAAGCCACUGUCCAUUUCAUUCUCCGAGUCCUCUCCAACUGACCAUCCAAACAGCCUCAUCUCCCGCGAAGAAACAAUGUACCCAAACGGCAACGAAUUCCUCCCCGAACGCUGGCUCGACCCCUCUUAUCCUACCUACAAAGAACCCUUGACCGAAUUCCCCAACCUCUCCGGCGACCGCGCUUUCGGGUACGGCAACCGCUCCUGUCCCGGCGUAGACCUCACUCAAUGCGAACUCCUCUCCCUCAUCGGCAGCUUGCUCUGGGCGUUCCAAAUCACCAAACCCGAGGGCAGACAUAGCCUCCCCUGGUACGAAACCGCACCAUGGGUCAUCACCAUGAGCAAACCGUUCAAAGCGAAUGUAGUGGUUAGAAGCGAGGCGAAAAGGAAAUGGAUCUUGGAGGAAUGUCCUGGGCAGUCGAAUCUGAUUAAGGAUACGAAGGAAGAAUGCAAGACGAGGUGGGAUGUGUGUCGAAAGGAAGGGGAGGAGAUGUUCGCUUGGGAGGGACUGACGGAACAGGCUGAUACGAGGUGGAAGGAGUAUCCGGAGAAAGUGAGGGAGACGCCGGUUUAG
Molecule: messenger RNA, 1967 nt
Organism: Lecanosticta acicola
Lineage: Eukaryota; Fungi; Ascomycota; Dothideomycetes; Mycosphaerellales; Mycosphaerellaceae
Source: the annotation of a GenBank genome assembly